Gavia stellata (red-throated loon) is the source of this 1236-nucleotide messenger RNA. It is a transcript of the gene BMT2, whose product is annotated as base methyltransferase of 25S rRNA 2 homolog. The record is from RefSeq and is a predicted model, not a curated record. The transcript has 5 exons. Bases 1 to 1224 code for a protein of 407 amino acids. Gene Ontology annotation, biological process: negative regulation of TORC1 signaling. Lineage: Eukaryota; Metazoa; Chordata; Aves; Gaviiformes; Gaviidae.
AUGGAGGCCGUUCCCCAGCCACGGCCCCGGCCCCGGCCCGGCGGGGCCGCCGCCCCCCUGCUGCUGCCGCCGCCCCCGGAGCAGGAGCGGAAGCUGGAGCAGGAGAAGCUGUCGGGGGUGGUGAAGAGCGUCCACCGGCGGCUGCGCAAGAAGUACCGGGAAGUGGGAGACUUUGAUAAGAUCUGGCGUGAGCACUGUGAGGAUGAGGAAACUCUGUGUGAAUAUGCUGUGGCAAUGAAAAACCUUGCAGAUAAUCACUGGGCAAAAACUUGUGAAGGGGAAGGCCGAAUUGAAUGGUGUUGCAGUGUAUGCCGAGAAUAUUUUCAGAACGGCGGGAAAAGAAAAGCACUUGAGAAAGAUGAAAAAAGAGCACUUCUUGCUUCUAAGACCACUCCAGCUUUAAAUGUUCACCAGGCUCCCAAGAUUGAAGAUCCCUUGCCAAACUUUGGCUUGACAAGUCAUGAAGCUUUGACAGAAGAAUUGCUCCACUCCUUGGGAAAGAUCAGAUUACUUGAUGUUGGUAGCUGCUUUAAUCCAUUUCUGAAGUUUGAAGAAUUUCUGACAGUUGGCAUAGAUAUUGUUCCAGCUGUUGAGAGUGUAUACAAAUGUGACUUCUUAAAUCUUCAAAUUCAGCAACCGCUCCAACUGGCACAAGAUGCUAUAGACGCCUUUCUUAAGCAACUGAAAAAUCCCAUUGAUUCUCUACCUGGAGAACUGUUCCAUGUCGUCGUUUUCUCGCUCCUUCUUUCUUACUUUCCAUCACCCUAUCAACGAUGGAUAUGCUGCAAGAAGGCACAUGAACUUCUUGUAUUAAAUGGCUUAUUGCUUGUAAUAACUCCUGACUCAUCUCAUCAGAAUCGCCGGGCUAUGAUGAUGAAAAGCUGGAAAAUUGCCAUAGAAUCCUUGGGUUUUAAACGCUUCAAGUAUUCCAAGUUUUCUCACAUGCACCUGAUGGCAUUUAGGAAGACUUCCCUGCAAACAACAAGUGACUUAGUUAGCAGGAACUACCCAGGAAUGUUGUAUAUCCCACAGGAUUUCAACAGUAUAGAGGAUGAGGAGUAUUCCAACGCUUCCUGCUAUGUUCGAUCAGAUACAGAAGAUGAACAGCUAGCUUACGGUUUUAUGGAGCUACCUGAUGCUCCUUAUGACUCAGACUCUGGAGAAAGCCAGUCUAGUUCAAUUCCUUUCUAUGAGCUAGAAGAUCCUAUAUUGCUUCUAAGUUAAUGUAGUUGUUGA